UUUAACAAAAGGUUCCAACCAUUAAACUUCCGUAAAGCAAUCACACAUUCGUUCCUGUUUUAUUUGCUUCUUACUAAAAAAUAGGAUCUACAGUCAAAGUGGGUUGUGCCGCUGUCAUAAAAAUAAUUUUGUAUAAAAAACAGAUGUGGGCGUUUUUGUUCGUUUACCCCUCAUUGUAUGUCGCUUUAAUAAUGACUCGAUUGUGCGAAUCCAUACCACUGUCUGUUGUAUCUGAAAUCUCAAGUAUAAUACUGAUGUGUGUACUGUACCCUGAUUUCACUCCCACCUUCUCAAAGCACAAUGUGGCGUGGAACUUAAUUCCUCCGCCCCUAAAAAAGGCGAAAGUCCUCAUGGGAUUCGUUCAUGGUUUGGGAGUUUGGGGUUUGGAUUUAAAGAAAAGUGCUUUUUCUCAGGGUAAUACGUGGUCCUUUUUUUUUUUUUCAAAGAUGAUAAAACGAGUCAUUUUUAAAACACUUUGGGUCCAGCUUGGUAGUCAAGCUUGGUUUAAUGUUUCGUCUCUCAUGUUCACACUGAUUUUUGGGAUCUGUUCUGAAUUCCCACCUUCUUGUAGCAGCUGUUCUAUGAGUACCAAUGUUCUUUGGGAAACUAAUAGAAACAAAUCUUUUAUUCUCGGUUUAAAAUAAACAUCCUAUUAUCAUACAUCAGUCUUUGGAUCUAUUACAGCUACAGAUUAUUAUUAUAAGUUUUGAUUUCAUAUUUUGAAGAGUAUCAAUAAAUCACCAAUAAACUAACUUGAUCAAAAUAGAGUAUGAUAGGGGCAGCGUUUCAAUAACUCGCACUUCCAGAUGAGUGGAUGUAAUCUGUCUGUAAACUCAAAAUUUGAUUCUCCUUAUAAUGCAAAUUGGUAAACGGGCUUAGCAAAACUAUAUGCAUGUAUUUAUGCACGACUGUGAUCAGUGGCUCCUCAAAAACCAAACAAACACUUUUUCUUUUAAUUACAAAA
Mucor mucedo is the source of this 964-nucleotide messenger RNA. RefSeq lists its product as uncharacterized. The transcript has a single exon. The record is from RefSeq and is a predicted model, not a curated record. The coding region runs from base 144 to 644 and encodes 166 amino acids. Lineage: Eukaryota; Fungi; Mucoromycota; Mucoromycetes; Mucorales; Mucoraceae.